Venturia canescens is the source of this 630-nucleotide messenger RNA. RefSeq names its product keratin-associated protein 5-1-like. The record is from RefSeq and is a predicted model, not a curated record. The transcript has 3 exons. The coding region runs from base 1 to 630 and encodes 209 amino acids. Lineage: Eukaryota; Metazoa; Arthropoda; Insecta; Hymenoptera; Ichneumonidae.
AUGCCGAUAUUCGAAGAUCGCGACGCGGCAAGAUUCGACUGCGGUUACGGUGGCCAACUCUAUAAUUCAGCGAUUCGGGAAGAAAGAGCACGUGGCGGCUGCGGAAGUUGCGGAGGUCAGGCAGCCGUGAAUCCCGUGAGUUACCGUAAUGCCCCAAUCUCAAAGAAAGCCAGAUUCCCUUGCGACGGUCCCCCAGCAGGAAGCUACGGGGCAGCGAGCCAACCCAAAAUGAAGGGCGCUUGUCCUUGCGGCGGAUGCGGCGGACCCGCGUGUUCCGAGGAUCCGGAUCGCGGAUGCGCCGAGUCCGCGGAUUUCAAGCAACCGGCUAGUGGCGGAUGCGGCGGAACCGCCAGUUCCCAGUAUCCGAGAUACGGGGAAAAAGAGAAUCGCGAAGAAAAAAGUGGCGGGUGCUGCAAGACCAGUCGCCCACGAGGGAACCCUUGCAAAUGCAAAUGCCAGUCGUGCGAAGCCCCCGAACCAAACGGUGGUUGCGGCGGCGGAUCCUGUGGCAUGAUGUACAGCUGCUCUGGCUCCAGCGCCGGACGUUGUUGUUUUCCUCGUAAUACGAAAAGACGAUCCGGCCCAGAAUGUUGCGGAGGGGGCGAUCCAAGUUGCGGUGGUUGUUGCUGA